AGUCCGCCAGUUGUGAUCAGUGAGCUGCUGAAGUCCUGCACGGAGACACGCAGUGGGACGUUUCCCGAGCACUCGGAUUCUCAAGUGGCUCUUUUCUCGUUUGCGCCUUGCCAAAAAGGACACCGUGCUCUUUUUUGUGGACUUUAUUAUUAUUGUUAUUUAUUUAUUUAUUUUGUGGGGUUUGAAGUCGGAAUACAGGAGACGUGUUUGGGACGAGGAUGCUCCAAAUGAAGUAGCGCACUGGGGCUGAAAGGCUUCUCCGUCCUUCGGGACAUUUAAGGACGGCCGUCUGUGUUUCAUGUCCGCUGGAUUAUAUUUACCAAACCCAUUUUGAAUCAUUAUUUUUAUUUAUUAUUAUUUUUUAUCCUUUAUUUUAUUAUUACUAUUUUUUAUAAGUUUUUUUUUAAAAUAAAGUAACGCACGUCCACGGCCACCCCCUGCGCCCUCUCUCCAAUGAAAUAUCUCCCUUCAGGAUCAGCUGUUGAUCGAGUUAGCGCGCGGAUCGAGCUCAGUGAGACCAGCGUUCCUAAGAAGUCCCGUCCCGGUGCUGCGCUCUCUUUGUUGACCCCUCUGGACCCACUUCGACAGGCAAAGCGGCUUCCUAUCCGAGUUAUCAAGAUGUUGACGGCGCACACCGGACACUUGCUACACCCGGAAUAUUUACAGCCUCUAACACCCGCACCAGUGAGCAUCGAGCUGGAUGCAAAGAAGAGUCCCCUUGCCCUGCUUGCUCAGACCUGCUCUCAAAUUGGUAAACCGGACCCUCCUUCUUCCUCCAAGCUCAACUCCUCCUGCAGUCAGGGGGACAAGGAGCCCAGCAGUCGGUCAUCUGUCUCCAGCCUGAAGCUCGGCGAGCACCGCCACGCCCUGGAGGACAAAUCCAGCUUCAAGCCCUACAACAAAGGCAGCGGUGAAUGUCGCAGAGACGGAGCCACCAGCAGCAGCGGCUCCGGCAGUGACAAAGUCGGCUUCAGGGUGCCCAGCAGCAGUAGCACUACCGCUAAUGGAAAUUCAACCAGUGGCCAGCAGUCCUAUCCGCCUCACGCUGUGUCGCCCAGCUCCAGAGCCAGGAGCAGCACCCCACCGGGACAUGCUCAGCAGCUUUCCAAACAGAGCCACUCUCCAGGUGGACAGCACGCCCCACACUCCCAGAGUCCCACUGGUGAAUCUGCACGUGACCAGAGCAGUCCCACCAGCACGAGCAGCAAUAAUAAUAACAACAAUAACAUAAAUCCCAAAAAAGACGCUGAGGUAAACAAGGCCAGCUCGGACAGCCCGCACCACGCUAACUCCAGUCACGUUCGGGCCAGCACAAACUGCAGUAACGGAAGCUCUGACGGAGGCUCCAACCAUGACGCAGGCAAAGCAGAGCCCACCCAGCCUAACCUUGGCCCUGGACACAUUACGCCCAUUUCUCCUUAUAAGACCAGCCAGCCGCUCUUCCCUCUGCCUUCCUCAAAUAUGGGCUACCAUGGAUCUGUAGUGGGGGGCUACGCAGGCUACCCAUCCCAGUUUGUUCCUGGGCUGGACCCGACCAAGUCGAGCCUGAGCGUGGGCAGCAUGGGCGUACCAGGAAAGCACCCAAGCUCCAGCCCUCUUACGGGCGCCUCCCCUCCCUCCUUCAUGCAGGGUUUAUGCAGGGACCCCUACUGUCUAAGUUACCCAAGUGUAUCCCAUCUUGGUGGAAGCAACUGCAACUCCUGCAUCCACGACCCUUCCUCCACCCUCAAAUCCAGCUUCCCCCUGGUGUAUCCCUCCCACCCCCUCCACUCUCUCCACCAAAGCUCCUUGUCAUCCAGUGGAUCCUCCUCCCUCUCUCAUCCCCUCUACACGUACGGCUUCAUGCUCCCCAACGAUCCCCUGCCACACGCUUGCAACUGGGUCUCAGCCGGAGGGCCGUGCGACAAGCGCUUCGCAACGUCAGACGAACUCCUGGCUCACCUCCGCACGCACACAGCCCUGCCGGUGGGGAUGGACAGUAAGCUGCUCUCUGCUUCCUCCUCAGGGCCUGCCUCCUGCCACCUUCACCUCCCACAUCAGAACAGUCCAGGCUCCAUGCACAGCUCUCUUUCUCUCAGGGCUCCCCCCAGCCUGGGUCUGGCUCGCUAUCACCCCUACAGUAAGGUCCAUCUCCCCUCUGGACCCUCCUCCAUCUCCCUGCACUCUCUGCCCACCACAGGUCCAUACUACCCUCAUUACGCACUCUACAGUCAAAGACUGGGGUCUGCGUCGGCUCUGGGAUACCAGUGAUGCACCACCUACUUAAAUCUUUAGAGGAAUGGUUCAACGUGUUGGGAAAUAAUGCUUAUUUGUUUCCUGGCUAAGAGUCAGAUGAGAAGAUUGACGCCGCUGGCGAAUUUCUAUUUUAAAUAUGAAGCCAGUUCAUUUAGCUUAGCUUAGCAUGGAGAAGGGGUAAAAUACUGAACGAGCUAGCAGAGAUUUUAGCU
Molecule: messenger RNA, 2447 nt
Organism: Maylandia zebra (zebra mbuna)
Lineage: Eukaryota; Metazoa; Chordata; Actinopteri; Cichliformes; Cichlidae
Product: zinc finger protein 703
Biological process (GO): negative regulation of DNA-templated transcription
Cellular component (GO): nucleus
Source: RefSeq, a predicted model, not a curated record